This is a messenger RNA of Vigna angularis (adzuki bean), 2318 nucleotides long. Its product is annotated as PKS-NRPS hybrid synthetase cheA-like. NCBI's taxonomy places the organism in Eukaryota, Viridiplantae, Streptophyta, Magnoliopsida, Fabales, Fabaceae. The transcript is spliced from 3 exons. The coding region runs from base 549 to 2318 and encodes 589 amino acids. The record is from RefSeq and is a predicted model, not a curated record.
UUAUUAUUUAAAAUGGAUGAAUAUCUUCAUAUGGAUUCUCAGAUUGGUUGUAGUUUGAAAUCUGAUUUGUCUUCAUCAAUUAGCAAAGUUGUAGAGAGAGAUUUAACAAAUAGAUUUAGGUUUAAUAGCCAAUUUAGUCCCCACUUUGAUUGAAAAAUCUCAAUUUAGUCCCUCGUUAUAAAAGUGUUUUGCAUUAGUCCUAACUUUUAAAAUAGUGGGUCAGAUUGGUCCCUUUCGUUAAAUAUAAGUUAACGAAAUUAAUGGAUGAUGAUGUGACACAGCUUAAAGCUGAUGUGUUAGAUUGGUCCCUCGUUAGCUUUAAGUUGUGUCACAUCAUCAUCCAUUAAUUUUGUUAACUUAUAUUUAACAGAAAGGACCAAUCUGACCCACUAUUUUAAAAGUUAGGACUAAUUCAAAACACUUUUAUAACGAGGGACUAAAUUGAGAUUUUUCAACCAAAGUGAGGACUAAAUUGGCUAUUAAACCAUAGAUUUACAACAAAUGAAAUAUUUCAUUCACGGGACCACUUAAUUCAAUGGGUAAGAGGGAUGGCUUUUGAUUUAGGAUUUGUUGUGGUAAUAGUAAGAUCUGACAUAGCUACUGGUGUACGGGGAAGAAAAACGUAUGUCAAGCUUGGAUGUGAAAGAGGAGGAAAAUAUAGGAAAUACAAAGCUGAUGCAGUGGCUAGUGUAUACGGCACUCGUAAAUGUGAAUGUCCGUUUAGAUUAAAGGGUAAACCAUGUUCAAAUGGGGCCGGAUGGGUGUUGAAGGUGAUGUGUGGACAUCACAACCAUGAGUUGGCUGAAACUUUAGUGGGUCACCCUUACGCUGGCAGGUUAAAUACGAGUGAGAAGUCAUUACUGGUUGAUAUGACAAAGAGUAAAGUUACACCUGCAAAUAUUUUAUUAACACUCAAACAAAAUAAUGAUCGAAAUGUGACAACGAUUAAACAAAUCUACAACGCAAGGCAUGCGUAUAAACGAUCAUUAAGAGGGUCCAGAACUGAACUACAACAACUUAUGAUGUUGUUGGAUCGGGAUAAGUACAUUCACUGGAGUAGGUGUGUUGAUGAUUCAAAGGUUGUUACUGACUUGUUUUGGACACAUCCUGAUGCGGUGAAAUUGUUAAACUCAUUUAAUGUUGUAUUUAUGAUGGAUUCCACAUAUAAAACAAAUAGAUAUAGACUUCCGUUGCUUGAGAUUGUGGGUAUGACGUCUACAGGGUUAACCUUCUCAGCAGCAUUUGCUUUCUUGUCUACUGAAAGGCAGAGUAAUUUCACAUGGGCUUUGGAAAAGCUGAAAGGUUUAUUUUUAACAUCUGAGGGUGGUCCUAAAGUUAUUGUGACUGACCGAGACUUGGCUUUGAUGAAUGCCAUAUCAAGUGUAUUCCCUGAGUCAUAUCAGAUGUUAUGUCGGUUCCACAUCCUUAAAAAUGUUAAAGCUAAAUGCAAAAUGUUAGUUCAUUCUACUGAGGUUUGGGAAGUGUUGAUGGAUGCAUGGGAAAAUGUGAUGGAUUGUGCUGAUGAAAGCUUGUUUGCUGAGUAUGUGAAUGGUUUUGAAUACGCAAGCAGAUCAUGGCCUUUGUUCUUUGAAUAUGUUAAUCAGAAUUGGAUUAUUCCGUACAGCACAUACUUUGUAAAGUUCUGGACGAACAAAGUAAUGCAUUUAGGGAACACAACCACAAAUAGGGCUGAAUCUGCUCAUUGGAGCCUGAAGAAAGUUCUGGCCAAUAGUAUGAGUGAUUUGUGUUAUUGUUGGGAUAGUAUUCAUAACGUCAUUAUCUUACAACACAACAAGAUUAAGGCGUCAUUUGAAAGUAGUUUGUUGCUCAGGAGUGACUAUUUUAAAGGCUACAUAUAUAGAGAACUUAUUGGGCGUGUGUCUCGAUAUGCAUUGGAUCUCAUUGCUAAGGAAUUGAAAAUAGUGCACCAGAUAGGAUUGGACUCCUCAAAGUGUGGAUGCGUAUUGAGACGUACAUUUGGUGUCCCAUGUGCAUGUGAAUUAGCACGAUAUGAUCCUAGGAUGAUCCCAUUAGGUGAAUUUCAUAUCAUGUGGCGAAGAUUGCAUUUCUCAAAUGUUGAAUUAAAUGAAACUAAGCCUCAGUUAUCCAUUAAAGAUGAGUUGAAACAAGUAGAAGAACGAUUCAAUGAGGUUGACAUUGGCGGUAAAGUCACCAUCAAGCAGAAGUUACUUGAGAUUGUUUGUCCUACAUUGACAUCAAUGGUCCCUCCAUUACAUAAAGUCAAGACAAAGGGUGCACAAAAAAGUAAAGUUAAACGAAGUGAAAGGUCUACUACAAUCUUCAUCUGUGAGAAGUAA